Molecule: messenger RNA, 2458 nt
Organism: Rhododendron vialii
Lineage: Eukaryota; Viridiplantae; Streptophyta; Magnoliopsida; Ericales; Ericaceae
Product: kinesin-like protein KIN-10B
Exons: 13
Coding region: 169-2220 (683 amino acids)
Biological process (GO): microtubule-based movement; mitotic spindle organization
Molecular function (GO): microtubule binding; microtubule motor activity; ATP binding
Source: RefSeq, a predicted model, not a curated record
AGCUCAAUUCAAAUCGUCAGUUUAAAACGGACUCUAACGGUCAAAUCAAAUGUUCCCAAACUCUGUUCCUAAAAACCUCACUCCCUCUCUGUGUCUGGGAUUCCUCUGUCUUCUCCAGCCAAGAAAAUCUACAAAUUCUCUUAUCCAUUACUUCUCUCUCUCUACAAAAUGUUGACUCCUGCAAAAUCAUCGAGUUCAAUCUCAAAGGUCAGGGUCAUAAUAAGGGUCCGUCCCUUUCUCCCCCACGAAACCGCUUCCAGAAACGGAAACUCCACUCCUUGCGUCUCUGUUCUUGAUUCGGAACUCGACUCUACCCAGGAAGUCACGGUUCAUCUCAAAGAUCCAGAAACAAGUCGGAACGAGUGUUACAAGUUGGACUCGUUCUUUGGGCAAGAGGACAACAAUUUGAGCAAGAUUUUCCACAGAGAAGUCAGCCCUUUGAUUCCAGAGAUCUUUAAUGGCUGCAAUGCUACUGUCUUUGCAUAUGGGGCUACUUGCAGUGGAAAAACCUACACUAUGCAGGGCACUGAUGAGAUCCCAGGUUUGAUACCGCUGGCCAUGUCAACAGUUUUAUCCUUGUGCCACAGCACAGGAAGUAUUGCAGAGAUUUCGUAUUAUGAAGUCUAUAUGGACAGGUGCUAUGAUCUUAUGGAAGUCAAACCACAGGAAAUUGCAGUGAUGGAAGACAAAGAUGGGGAGAUUCAUCUGAAGGGGCUAUCUAAGGUCCCGGUCAAUUCGAUGCCUGAAUUCCAUGACGUGUUUUCUUGUGGAAAUCAGAGGAGAAAGGUUGCACACACGGGUCUUAACGACGUCUCUAGUAGGAGCCAUGGAGUGCUUGCAAUUACUGUUUCAUCUCCUUGUGGUGAAGGUUCUGGGCUUAUUGUUGCUGGGAAGCUUAACCUUAUUGAUUUAGCAGGUAAUGAAGAUAACCGGAGGACCUGUAAUGAAGGGAUUCGUCUCCAAGAAAGCGCAAAAAUUAAUCAAUCCUUGUUUGCACUGUCAAACGUUAUUUAUGCGCUAAAUAACAGCAGACCUCGAGUGCCUUACAGAGAAAGCAAACUAACCCGGAUAUUGCAAGAUUCUCUUGGUGGAACUAGUCGUGCUUUGAUGGUCGCUUGUUUGAAUCCAGGAGAGUACCAAGAAUCUGUUCAUACAGUCAGUUUGGCAGCACGAUCCCGCCAUAUCUCUAAUUUUGUUUCUUCAGCUCAGAAACAUGAAACUCCCAAAUUUAAAGUUGACAUGGAGGCAAAGCUUCGCGCUUGGCUUGAAUCGAAAGGAAAGACAAAGAGUAGUGCACAAAAAAUGAGGGCUUUUGGUUCUCCAUUGAUAAUAAAGACUCCUAGUGCCAUGAGCUCAACAAAGAAGCCCAAAGCAUAUAGCUCAGCAAAACAGAAGUCUAGCACCUUUCAAAGUGCUUCAACUGUGAAAGAAAGGUCUUCUGCUUUGCCUCGCAGAAAUCUAUUCACCAAUGUUGCUCCAGUUGAUCCAAGCACGGAGAAAGAUACGAACCUUCACAAAGUGAAAGAUUGUAGCACAAUUUCAGAAGAUGGUGGCUCGAGAAAAAUUUCAAUAGCUCAAUCUGAUGGCAAUAUUCAGCUGCAUGCAUACAAUGCUCUAGAAGCCACUAUUGAGGAAACUACAAUGGAGGACUCCAAGGUCUCUACUGAUACGAUUGUGCUUGAAACAAGAACAUGUACACCCGAUAAGUUGUCGGACAAAGCGGAGAAUAUGGAAAUCAUCAGUCAUUCCAACUUUGAUGAAUCAUCACCCAUUUGUGAGAAAAUUAAAGCACUGCAGAGUUCUCUUAGGAGAGUUCUUUCUCCUAUCAACUCCAACAUAAUCGUUGAGAACAAGUCCUCCAGAGAUCAAAUACGCUUAGCUCUUCUCGAUCCAAAGACUCCCAAAACACCUUUCCUUCUUAGUUGUCCAGGUGACAAGUCCGAAAAGAUUGGCACCCCUCUUGAUAAACUUAAUGCACUUGGCUCUAACUUAAAGAGCUCCCUCGUCCAAGAAUAUAUCGAUUUUUUGAAUCAAGCAAGCAGGGAGGAGCUUAUGGAACUAAAGGGAAUUGGACAGAAGAUGGCCGAGUACAUACUUGAGCUAAGAGAAACAAGUCCACUAAAAUCGCUAAAUGAUUUGGAGAAGAUAGGGCUCUCAUCCAAACAGGUGCAUAACAUGUUCAAUAGAACUGCAAGAGGAUUAUUUGGUUUGACUACAUAAUACUAUGCAACACUCAGUUGCUUUCACCUUGUAUCAAUAUGUUUCUUUACUGCUCUCUCUCUCUCUCUCUCUCUCUCUCUCUCUCUUGUUUUUCAAUCUUUUUUUUUUUUUUUAAAAUUUUUUCCCUGGGUGUUGUAGUAAAACUCUGUUGUAUGUUUGUGGUGGAGUUCCAUUUGAUGCUAACAACAUAGUGAUUCGUUAAUUUUAUCAAAUUGUAAUGGUCUUUUGUUAACACAGA